Molecule: messenger RNA, 321 nt
Organism: Stylonychia lemnae
Lineage: Eukaryota; Ciliophora; Spirotrichea; Sporadotrichida; Oxytrichidae
Source: the annotation of a GenBank genome assembly
AUGAAUGGUUAAGUUAACUUUUAAUUCAACCCAUAGUGCAUAUAGUAUGCUCAACUAUGUAGAUAAGAAUGUUAACUUGCUAGUUACAAUAUGGAGUAUAAUUGUAGAGUAAAUGCAACUCUAUCAUGCUCAUGUGCACAUUACCCUCCUUAAACGACUACAACUACUAGAAGAUAGGGCAAUACAACCUAAGUAAUUUUAGAUGGUUUUAGGAAUCUUGGAACUAAUCUACCAGUCAAGCCAGCUAGAACUGCUGCUCCUAUUCCAUUAAAAAGAAUUUUAGAGGCUCCAUUAACAAGUUAAAUUGCCGAUAGUAUUUGA